AUGGCGAUAUUCACCAUCAUUCUGCUUGUCAGCACAGCUUUUGCUCUGGGAGAUGCUACGAUACGACCCAAGACCCCCUGUGAGCGUGCUAGAGAUGCCGCGCUAAAUGGCCCAAUUGGAGCCUUCAUCCCCACGUGUGACGCCGCUGGACAAUACACCCCUGAGCAAUGUUCAGGCUCUACAGGUUACUGUUGGUGUGUCACCAGAACAGGACAGAAGAUCCCGGGUACUGAGACUCCACCAGGCACUGCUACCAACUGCUACCAUCUAGCCAUUUGUCCACCAAUAUGUGGACCGAGAUGA
Messenger RNA from Salvelinus namaycush (lake trout), 303 nucleotides. RefSeq names its product saxiphilin-like. The transcript has 4 exons. The record is from RefSeq and is a predicted model, not a curated record. The coding region runs from base 1 to 303 and encodes 100 amino acids. Gene Ontology annotation, biological process: cell-matrix adhesion. Gene Ontology annotation, cellular component: basement membrane. Lineage: Eukaryota; Metazoa; Chordata; Actinopteri; Salmoniformes; Salmonidae.